Molecule: messenger RNA, 3782 nt
Organism: Neoarius graeffei (lesser salmon catfish)
Lineage: Eukaryota; Metazoa; Chordata; Actinopteri; Siluriformes; Ariidae
Exons: 2
Coding region: 2475-3278 (267 amino acids)
Source: RefSeq, a predicted model, not a curated record
UAGCUGGAGAACAUCCAACCCAUUCCAUGCAGCUGUUUUGUUAAUGGACAAAACUAUUUGGCAGUGAAAAAACUAAAAGGAAAUGAACAUUGGCAGACACUGUCCAUAACUAUACCAAUGGGGCUUAAAAAACAACAGAGAACAUUAUGCAGUACAUGAAUGGUUACGAUACUGUGUGCACAAUUAUUAGGAAAGUGAAUUUUAAUCGUUUAAUGAGGGAGGGUGUGGCUUAAAGUGAUUAACACCCUACAUCAGGUGAGCAUAAUUAUUAGGCAGCUUCUCUACUUCAAGAAAAUGGGCCAAAAAAAAGAUCUAACUAAGACUGAAAAGUAAAAAAAAAAAAUUGUACAAUUGUAAAAUUCUUAUCAGAGGGAUCUGGCGCACUGCAGAUUGCAAGACUAUGGAGGCCUGACCACCUGACAAUCAAAUACUUUAUUAAGAAUACUCAAGAUUGUAAAAAAAAAAUGUGUGGAGAAGAAAGAGUGCAAAAUUGACUGCAAAAGACUUCAAAAGAGCAAAAUGUGAGGUUAUCAGGAACCUGUUAGUCUCCAGUGCAACCAUAUUUCAGAACUGCAACCUUCUAGGAGUGUCCAGAAGUACAAGAUGUCAAGUCUUCAGAGGCAUGGCUAAGGUAAGGAGGGCUGAAACAUGACCACCACUGAAUAAGAUUCAUAAGCUGAAGUGUCAUGACUGGAGUUUGGACCAAGAAAUACCUGAUGGCCUAUUUCUCAAAGGUUUUAUGGGCAGAUGAAAUAAGAGUGACUCUAGAUGGACCAGAUGGAUGGCCUGUGGGGGGAUCACUAAUGAUCAAAGUACCAGUUCAAGUGAUGUGUCAGCAAGGUGAAGGAGGGGGACUGCUGUGAGCUGGUAUCAUUUAAUGAUGAGCUAGUUGGACUUUUUUUGGGUUAGAUGGACUGAAAAUCGACCCCCAACCUACUGCCAGUUUCUAGAAGGCACUUUCUUCAAGUAGUGGUACAGGAAGAAGUCAAUGAGACCGUCAAUGAUGGCAUAGCUCACCCUGGCCCCAUCUAGUUCAGAAGGAACGAUCUAAAGUGGGCCUCCUUGUGCAAUAAAUGUUGCAAGCUAUAUACAAGCUAUUUAUAUAUUUAUAGAAGCUAUAUACACCCUAGGAAUACUUACCUAUUUGCCAGAAAGAAAUCCAAAACAGCGAAUAAAUUAUUUUUGUUGAACUGCUCAUUAAGGCUUAAUUAGUUCAUAACUUCAUUAAUAAUUGUAAUUAAGCAAAUCUGGGUAGAAGUUAUAUGCACCCUAGGUACCCCUACCUUCAUGCCAGAAAGAAUCAAACUCGGUGAAGAAUUGAGGGAGAAGAAGCGAUUUGUGUGGAAACUGCUUGUUAGGGCUUAAUUACUCCAUAUCUUCAUUAUUAAUUGCAAUUAUGCAAAUUUGGGUAGAAGCUAUAUGCACCCCAGGCAGACCUACCUUCCUGCCAAAAAGAAUAAAAAUCAGUGAAGAAUUGAAAGAGAAGAAGCGAUUUUCAUGAGAUGUGGAUGACGCCGGAUGGACGCUGGACAACACAUGAUGGCAUCGACUCAUCGCCUGUUGGCCGGAUGAGCUAACAAGAUUCAAGAAGGCUAUAAUCUUUAUGCAGGACAAUGCUCCAUUGUAUACAUCAAGGUAUACCUGGCUAGCAAGCAAAAACAUCAAAUGUGACAGAAUGAUAACCUGGCCCCCUUCCUUACCUGACUCAAAUCAUAUUGAGAACUUCUCGGCCAUUCUCAGGCAUGAGAUUUACAGUGAGGGGAGAUGAUACAUCAAUUUGAGCAGCAUUUGGGAAGCUGUGGUGGCUGCGUCAGCUAUAAUUGAUCAUGAAUAGAUCAAGAAACUGACGGAGUCAAUGGAUGGAAAGCUCAUCUCAUCUCAUUAUCUCUAGCCGCUUUAUCCUUCUACAGGGUCACAGGCAAGCUGGAGCCUAUCCCAGCUGACUACGGGCGAAAGGCGGGGUACACCCUGGAUAAGUCGCCAGGUCAUCACAGGGCUGACACAUAGACACAGACAACCAUUCACACUCACAUUCACACCUACAGUCAAUUUAGAGUCACCAGUUAACCUAACCUGCAUGUCUUUGGACUGUGGGGGAAACCGGAGCACCCGGAGGAAACCCACGCGGACACGGGGAGAACAUGCAAACUCUGCACAGAAAGGCCCUCGCCGGCCACGGGGCUCGAACCCGGACCUUCUUGCUGUGAGGCAACAGCGCUAACCACUACACCACCGUGCCGCCCGGAUGGAAAGCUCAUGGUGGUUAUUGAAAAGAAGAAUGGCAAUAUUCAUCACUGAUGAAAUUUUGAUGGACCAUUUUUUUGGUCAGUUAUGUUAUGCUAGCUAUUGGUUAAAUUGACGGAGGUCUUUUCAACCUUCGAAGACUUCAGGCUAAGACGAAAGUCCACAUCACCUCUAUCCGGGAAUUUCUCUUUGCGGGCAACUGUGCACUCAAUGCCCUGACUGAGGAAGAGAUGCAAGAGACCAUGGACCACUUUGCAGCUGCAUGCACAGACUUCGGACUGACCAUAAACACCAAGAAGACAGAGGUGUUGCACCAACCUGCACCAGGUCAGCUAUACAUCGAGCCUCAGAUCACCACUGGAGGUGAGCUGCUGACUACAUGUGAGAAGUUUGUGUACCUUGGCAGCACCUUGUCGCACAGUGUCCACAUUAACCAAGAAGUCAGCUGUCGCAUCUCCAAGGCAAGUGCAGCAUUUGGCAGACUGCAGUCCUCUGUGUGGGAUCACCAUAGAAUUUCUCUCAGUACAAAGCUGCAAGUCUAUCAAGCAAUAGUCAUCACUUCACUCCUUUAUGGCUGUGAAAUGUGGACAGUCUACAGCCGUCACGCAAAGCAACUGAAUAGGUUCCACAUGUGCUGCCUGCGAAAAGUUAUGCAUGUCACAUGGCAAGAGAAAAUUCCAGACACAGGGAUCCUAGGCAGAGCAAACCUCCCAAGCAUCUUCGCCAUGCUGAAGCGCUCACAACUCCGAUGGUCUGGUCAUGUCCACCACAUGGCUGAUGACCGGCUUCCCAAAUGUCUACUAUACGGAGAGCUGUGUGUGGGGUGUCGCUCGCAGGGUGGUCAGAGGAAAAGAUACAAAGAUGCCCUCAAGGCUAAUCUGAAGUGCUGUAACAUCUGCCCAGAGACCUGGGAAAGUGUGGCCGCCAACCGAAGCCACUGGCACGCUGCCAUCACCAUUGCCAUCAAGCACUUUGAGCAACAGCGCAUCCUAGAAAUGCAAGCCAAGCGCCAUCAGAGAAAGAGCCGCACAUGAAGCCCCACUUCAUCUUCACCAAGUCAUUCUCCACCCCUCACCUCAUUAACAUGCCCUCACUGUCAUUGCACAUUCCAUGCAAAGAUUGGCCUCAUAAGCCACCUUUGCACACACCAACGAUGAAGAAUCAUGGUCACCUUCGAAACCGAAGGACGAACAUCAUCAUUGGUUAAAUGAUACUUUAAGACUGAAAUAAGUGAAAAUAAGCAAGUGAAAAUAAUAUUGAAAUUUACUUGUCUAAUUGUGCAUACUAAUAAUCUUCUCUGAGAAAAAAAAACAAAUCUCAUUUUUCUUUGUUAAACAUUCUAUUUUGAUGUGAAAUAAAAAAAUUAAGAUCAAAUGAGACCAUAUUAUUUGUUCAUGAAUAAAAUUAAGCUGAGAAAUACCAUUUGCCUAAUAAUUGUGCACACGAUCUACUGUUUCUAACAUACCUUUUUUUCUUUGCUAAAUUCUUGCAACCUCUAACUGAAACCCAAAACCAUAUAAUAAAUAUUGCAUUUUACC